UUUAUAAUUUGCAAUUUUGGUGGCACACAACAAAACAAUGGAUAGCAAUAAAUUAUACGCGCUAAUAUUGCUAGUUCUCGCUAUUAGUGUAGGUGCUAUUAAACUUCCCAUAGCAGAUGAAAUUAAAUUGUUACACAAUGUUUUGCCGAAAGUUCCUACGUUCUCUGAAAUAGCAGAGAAGAACGGGCUUCAGUGUGAAGAGCACAACGUUACAACAUCGGACGGUUACAUCCUCGGGGUGUUCCACAUCCCGGGAGACUCAAAGAAGCCAUUGCUCUUCAUGCAUGGCCUCCUGGACUCCUCAGACGGCAUGAUCCUAAGAGAAGAGGGAUCGCUGGCGGUGUUGUUGGCGCGGGCAGGAUACGACGUCUGGGUGGGGAACAAUCGUGGGAACAGAUACUCCAGGAAUCACGUCUCGCUGGACCCGAACACCGACGACCAAUUCUGGGACUUCACAUUUCACGAAUUCGGCACUUUAGACCUACCAGCCACGAUUGAUUACAUUUUAAAUCAAACAGGACAAUCGCAACUCAGUGCUAUCGGUCAUUCUGAGGGAACCACCAUAUUUUACGUCCUCGGAUCCAAAAGGCCGGAGUACAACGACAAAAUCAAAGUUCUAGCCGCUUUAGGUCCAAUAGCUUAUCUUAACAAUGUGGUUGGACUGGUAGAGUUAAUUAUUAAAUUCGCACCUGAAAUAAACGCUGUGGUCGAAGCGAUAAAUUAUCAAGAAUUGGUAGGUUUUGAUUCGGACAUAAAGUCAAUAUUGCGGCAGAUUUGCUCGAUUCCAAACGUUAGUUACGAGGUUUGCGGUGGGGUUGCAUUCGCGGUGUUGGGAGCAGAUCCAGCUCAGUUGGAACCAGAGUUCGUGCCGAUAUUGAUCGACCAUUACCCAGCGGGAUCGUCAAGAAGGAACGCGGUACACUAUGGACAGCUUGGCAACAGAAAAGAGUUCGCUGAAUUCGAUUAUGGAAGAGAAAUGAAUUUGUUUCAUUAUAAUUCCACCGAACCUCCUGCGUACAAUCUCUCGAAGGUGACGUUCGACAUGGCCCUAUUUUCUGGAGCGAAUGACUUUUUAUCUACUCUCAAAGAUGUGGAAAUCUUAAAAGCGCAACUCCCAAACGUCGUGGAACACCAAAUAAUAGACUAUCCUCUCUGGACACACCUAGAUCAUUUGUAUGGAAAACUAAUGCCACAAUACCUGUUCCCAUUGUUAUUAGAUUUACUUGCUAAAUAUAAUUAGAGCAUUUAAGCUAAACGAUCUGUUAAGUGCUUAUGAGGUGGUAUUCACGUUAUUUUGCAGUGUUAUUGUUCUAUCAAGGUGCCAGAAAUUAACGCUUGAUUAAUUUGACUUUUAAUUCCUAUUUAUACAUACCUUUAUCUAUAGAUAGCUAUGCCUUUAUCCCAUUAAUCCCACUGGUCUCAAUGAGUUUUUCCAUAAUGCGACAUCUAUGUACAGGCUGACAUUUAAAACAACUGCAUCCUUUUAAACAUAAACUAUACCCAUGCUUCUGAGGUGUUUGAGCCUAUUUUUAUUUAAAUUAAACGUCAUCAUUUUCACAUUUAAAAAACCCUCAAAAACUACGUCACACGCUUUAUUAAAGACCAAAAAGAAAUUAAAACUAAACAUGUAAAUAAAUGUCUGAAAAAUAAAUUAUUUUUCUAGUAUCAAGAUCAAGUAAAGUACAGAGUUGUCGAGAUCGCUCAGCUGAAUGAAUUGUGUCGUUGACCUCUGAAUCUUACGCGUCGCUUUUCCGCCGGCCGGGGUGAUAUGACGUAUUUAGGAUCGUGGAUUUUGAUACUUUUAUUUUAUUUCGUACUUUCUGAAAUAUGAACCGAUAUUUUUCUUUUAACGUUUUUAAAUAUCCUUUAUAUGAGUACACUUAACAGUUAAAUUUAUGCAGUUGAAUUAAAAGUCUCCCUGUAUACUACACAUACUUCAUACAGGUCGCGCGGUGGUUAUAGAACGCUCGGCAAAAAUAGUGGGGGCAAUCGGCGCAUGUGUACAUUCGCGCUCAAAAAUGCUAAGGGAAAUGUUUUUUUUUUAUUUAUUUAAUACUAGCUGUGGUCACGCAAUUUCGC
Amyelois transitella is the source of this 2079-nucleotide messenger RNA. RefSeq names its product lipase 3. The record is from RefSeq and is a predicted model, not a curated record. The transcript has a single exon. Lineage: Eukaryota; Metazoa; Arthropoda; Insecta; Lepidoptera; Pyralidae. Gene Ontology annotation, molecular function: hydrolase activity, acting on ester bonds. Bases 38 to 1240 code for a protein of 400 amino acids.